AUGUAUGUUUUCGACGAGUCGACUAGUCCUUUCGUUGCUUUAAGCCACGGGUAUGUCAUGAUCCAACCUGAACCCAUCAACCCAACGAGGCGGGUGCGGCUGUGGCUGGGGACGUACAAGACGGAGGAGGAGGCCACGAUUGUUUACAAUAAUGCCGCGCUCAAGCUGCGUGGACCAGAUGCUCUGAGGCCGCCGGGUAGGGAUAAAACGGAGAUCAACGUGACGUUGGUCUCCGGUUAUACGAGUCGGGAGAGGAGUGUAAUAACGUCAUAUCUUCUCCUACUUCGGUACUGCGGUUCAGGACUCUUUCCAAUGAUCGAUGCCGAACCGGUUCAAGAGGCCACAGGCGAAAAGACGCUACUAAUAAGGAUCAUCAACCAGUACUUCAAACGAGGCAAUGACUGCUGUGUACCGGUCGAGACGAAGACCAAACCAAGUGGGCAAACGGUUCAAGAAGUUGUUCAGUGUCGCGGUGAAACUAAUCCAUGGCCAUUACGAAAUGAAUGGCUAGGAAGCUAA
Rhododendron vialii is the source of this 519-nucleotide messenger RNA. RefSeq lists its product as uncharacterized. The transcript is spliced from 2 exons. Gene Ontology annotation, molecular function: DNA-binding transcription factor activity; DNA binding. Gene Ontology annotation, biological process: regulation of DNA-templated transcription. The record is from RefSeq and is a predicted model, not a curated record. Lineage: Eukaryota; Viridiplantae; Streptophyta; Magnoliopsida; Ericales; Ericaceae. The coding region runs from base 1 to 519 and encodes 172 amino acids.